GUGUUUGACAGCAACAUGUUGUAGUGAUUGUCGUACUACCAUACGGUACAGUAGCGGGCACGAGGACUAACACUGGCAGCUCCAUGCUACUACAUGUAAACUAACUAACCAAGAUGCCCAAGUCUAAUCACCAUGCCAAAAACGUUAGCACGAAGAAGGAGCAAAAAGGAAAGUCGGUGUAUCGAGCCGUCAUUGGCAUUGUGGUCGUGGGUGCAGUGCUGGUAUCGUUUUCCCGACAAACGUUGGUGAUCAUUGCUACUCAGGGGAGACACCUAAUGUUGAAGACGUCUUCUCAGUCUCCACCAUCGUCCUCGCCACUAUCAUCUUCGACAAAACAUAAAAACAAUGACAACAAACGACCCCGCAUUGCGAUUCUGUCCAACUACGUGACGAAACAGGAACGGGCUAACGAGAAGCUCGAUCCUUCCUUUUAUCCUCACUUGAUCAACAAAGCAUGCUACGCAGACUUUUGGGGCUACGACUUCAUUUUCAAUCAAACUUGGGCGUUCCCGGAUCACAUUCGGUCUCGCCACGAUACCUCGCCGGAUGCUCCUCAGUGCGCAUUGGAUUGGGGCCAUUUGCAUCGUGUUCCACAGUUACUGGCACUUUUGGACUCUGACGAAAACUAUGACUGGAUCCUGUGGACCGACAUGGACUACAUUUUUACUGACUUGGCCGUGCCAUUGGAAUCCAUAUUGGCCGAACUGCAACUGCAUCGACUCAACAAUGUGCACGUCAUUGUUCCAGAUGAUGGACAUCAUGAUGACAAUCGCCGACAAUUCGUAUUCUCAAGUUUCACCGUCAUGAUUCGAAAUUCGCACUUUGGAAGGAGUCUCCUACACAACUGGAUGAACUUUUUGACACAAGGGUUGUGUCCCAAGGGCAACUUUCAAGGUCUCGACGGUUGUCGCAAGUACAAGUGGAUCCAUGGAGAUCAACCGGGAUUGUGGUAUGCCCUAGCCAAGACCUACUCGGACUUGAUGGUGACAUCAUCCAACAAGGACGACCAAUUCACGACGCAAUGCAACAACCAGACGGGCUAUCUCGUGCCGGAGAUUUCCGGGUUUCCGGGCUUUCCACUGCACAUGGGGGCAUACUUUUCUCGUCGGGGUCUCGUCAAGAGCGCCAACUAUUCGGAAAUACCCAAAGAUCAACCCAUCGUAUGGUCCUAUACGCAGCCCAACAAACGCAGCGGGAUUGGUGUCAAUGCCAACGAAAUUGUCAAGGCGCAAAGCAAGGGACGAGAAGCCCCAUCAAUCUAUCAAUCCACCGAUGGUCUCUUUGCCGUGCAUGUCAAGAGCAACUUGUUGCCACCAAGUGUUCACGAAACCAAUCGAAAUUAUUGCAUGGCAGCACCCAUCAACUGUCGCAUUGGAUAUGACGACCACGACGAGUUUGCACUGUCGUGUCACAAUCGAUCGGUGGUUCAUGGUCCAUGAUCAAGACAAAAGAUGCCAUUUACGUGCACUUUUAUUGGAAUGGCGUGUCAUGAAGGGAGGGUCACGAGUCCGCAACAACCCAUCUAUUCACUAUACUAGACAUUCCUGCCCGUCGAAAAUACACCAGACAGGUCCAAUGAUAUGGCCAAGCAGUGUGCCGGGCAAGAGUGCUCGAGGUGUUGUCCAGUAAGAGGAAUUCAAGAAGCUAGGUCACACAGACGACAGUUUGGCACUUCCCUUGUUACUACGUUACGUUCUGUCAUUCUGCCUUGUGCAACACGAUAUCCAUCAGACAGGCAGUUCUCUGCACCAACAGGAUCUGGAGAAACUCUUAGGAAACGAUAUUAUACUUCGCGAAGGACCACCGUGACCGAUCGAUCAUCUUGACCCUCUGGAGUCACAAUCGAGUGAUCGUUGGCUGGGACCGAGUAGGGAUUCGUUUCAUUGAAUGCUGCAUUCCUGUCUUGGCAAUGCAUUGAUACAACAGAGAAGUUCCCCGAAUAGGUUUCGAUUCCAAAGUUAGUACAUGUAGGUCCAGCAGUAGGUAGCUAAACGACACUCCGAAUACCGUAGCUUUUUCAAAGGAAGAACC
Seminavis robusta is the source of this 2031-nucleotide messenger RNA. Lineage: Eukaryota; Bacillariophyta; Bacillariophyceae; Naviculales; Naviculaceae. The record is from the annotation of a GenBank genome assembly.